Messenger RNA from Cannabis sativa, 2493 nucleotides. RefSeq lists its product as uncharacterized. The record is from RefSeq and is a predicted model, not a curated record. The coding region runs from base 1 to 2493 and encodes 830 amino acids. Lineage: Eukaryota; Viridiplantae; Streptophyta; Magnoliopsida; Rosales; Cannabaceae. Gene Ontology annotation, molecular function: nucleic acid binding; RNA-DNA hybrid ribonuclease activity. The transcript has a single exon.
AUGAAUGAUUUGGUUUCCCCGCUCCAAUCUGCUUUUAUUCCUGGAAGAUGGAUAGCAGAAUCUUCGAUCCUUACACAAGAGAUUAUUCACAAGAUUCGCAAUAAAAGAGGUUUGGGGGGCCUUAUGGCUCUGAAACUUGAUAUGCACAAAGCCUAUGACAAAAUGGAAUGGGGUUUUUUAGAAAAAGUUCUCAAUGCGAAUGGUUUCAAUGAAAGAAGUAGGAAAAUUUUGAUGGCAUGUGUCUCAAGCGUCUCAUACUCGGUUCUUCUAAAUGGUAGUCCUCUCAAAAAGAUUGUUCCUCAAAGAGGUCUUCGACAAGGGGAUCCGCUUUCCCCAUUCUUGUUUCUCCUCUGUCAGGAAGUUCUAUCCAAACUUAUCUGCAGAGCGGAAGAGAGAGGUCUUAUUCAUGGCAUUAAGAUUGCUCAUACAGCCCCCCCGGUGUCUCACCUUAUGUUUGCAGAUGAUACAAUUCUCUUUGCCCGGGCGAAUGAAGAAGAGGCCAAGAACCUGAUGGAAUGCAUCUCGAUUUAUGAGAAGUGGUCGGGACAGUCUUGCAGCAAACCAAAAUCGAGUGUACUUUUCUCUAAAAACUUAACAGUUCAAAGGAGGAAUCGUAUUCUUGGCAAUUUAAACAUAGAUCAAGUCAAUGGGGAAGAGAGACAUUUGGGCAAUCCGUUUGUCUUUAGUAGAAGGAAGAAGGAGAACUAUGCGAGAUUAAAGGAGAGCCUAAUGAAGAAGUUGGAAGGGUGGAAGAUGAAGCUCCUUUCUUACGCCGGACGCCUUACCUUAAUCAAGAAUGUGACAUCGGCAAUUCCUAUUUAUGCUAUGUCUACCUCGAAGAUUCCUUUAUCUAGUUGCCGUGAUUUAGACUCUUUGAUGAGAAAAUAUUGGUGGCUUGGAAAGGUAGACAAGGAUAGAUACCUCGCUCUCAAAGCUUGGGACCAAAUUUGUCAACCUAAGAUAUCGGGAGGAUUGGGUUUGAGAAGAUGUGAAGAUAUGAAUAGAGCUUUAUUGGCAAAGUUAGCUUGGAGUCUUGCAACUCGUGAGGAUAGACCCUGGGUUAAUUGUUUGCUGAAAAAAUAUUGUGUCCAUGAAAAUUUUUGGUGUGUCAAGAAAAAGAACAACGAUUCCUUCCAAUGGAAGUGUAUUCUGGAAAGCAGAGACAUCAUCAACAAAGGCACCAUAUCAAUUGCGGCUUCAGGUUUCUCCAUUAACUUUUGGGAUCAACCAUGGAUCCCUUGGUUAGAGUUCCAUGAGUUUCAAGAUCUGAUGAAUGGCAUUAGAGGCAGAGGUUAUACUAUUAAGUCCCUGGGGGACAUUUCUCAUCAAAACAAAUGGAAUGAUGAGAUUAUCAAGCAGGUGUUUGGUACGGAGCUAGGGAAUCGGAUAUGCAACAUUCCUAGAAUCCCAGCUCCUUUCACAGAUCAGAUCUAUUGGAAGAACAAUCAAAAAGGUAAUUUUACUGUUAAAGAUGCAUACCAAGUGGAUAAUGCUCAUAGAUUUGCUCCCAGUAAAAGGAUUUGGAAGUGGAUUUGGGAAGAGGGAGUUCUUCCUAGGAACUCUGUGAUGCUGUGGAGAGUUUUGAAUGAGGCUAUUCCUACCAAAAAUCGGCUUCAUUUCCUUCAAGACAAGACCUGUAGCUUAUGCGAUUAUGAUUUGGAAAAUGCUUCCCACCUUUUCUUUAAUUGUAACUUUGCUAGAGCUAUUUGGUUUGGUGGUCUUUUCCCCUUAAGAAUUGAUGGUAUAGCCUCAGAGAGUUUGAUCACAUUGCUAGAAACAAUAAUUGAUAUAUAUCAAGGUAAUAGCAGAGUCGAUAUACUCAAUUAUCUUGGUUGUGCUCUCUCUGAAAUCUGGCACCAAAGGAAUGCAUAUUGUAUUCGGGAUGCUGCAAUCAAUAUUGAUCUGGUUUUGGGAAGAAUAAGAAAGAGCUUCUUCGAAGUUCAGCAGGCAGGUGCCAACAACAUUAGGCACCAGGUUACUGACCAAGUUGCAGAUGGCUCGGAGGCUUUGCAGAACUCCAUUGACGAUCAGGAAAGGCAGUGCUGCAACAUCAUAUUCACAGAUGCCUCCUGGACAAAUAUAAAUGCAGGCAUAGCUUCAGUGGACAUUGACACUUUUUCUGGCUUUUGGUUUGUUAAAGCACAAAAGGUCCAAGCUCAUUCGGUUUUGGAAGCAGAGUUAUUAGCUAUCCAAUUAGCCCUCACCAGGGCAAUUGAGAAAGGUUGGCAGAAGGUUCACAUCCUCUCAGACUCAAAGGUUGCGGUUCAAGCUUUAUCAAAGCCAGUUCGAGUCCCGGAUUGGAGAGUGGCGAAUGUCUUUUAUUCCGUUGUUAACUUAUCUAAACAAUUUCUGGUUUGUCUUUUCUUUUUCAUUAAUCGUAGUUUUAAUGUAGUGGCGGAUGGUGCAGCCAAAAAGGUUAGAACCAACAGUGAUUUGGCAGUUUUGUAUCAAGGGGAGGGUAAUCCCCCUGUGAUUCCCAUCUAUUUUAACUAA